Messenger RNA from Bombus pyrosoma, 2387 nucleotides. Its product is annotated as lysosome membrane protein 2-like. Gene Ontology annotation, cellular component: membrane; cytoplasm. The record is from RefSeq and is a predicted model, not a curated record. The transcript has 8 exons. Gene Ontology annotation, molecular function: scavenger receptor activity. Lineage: Eukaryota; Metazoa; Arthropoda; Insecta; Hymenoptera; Apidae. Bases 1 to 1542 code for a protein of 513 amino acids.
AUGUCUCCUAAUAUUAGACAAACUGAUAAUUUUAAAGAGAAAGAUCGCAGUAAUUUUUAUAAAAUGUGGUGUUAUUACGGCUGUGCAAUUAUAUGGAUUAUUUUUGGUUUAUACGUGUCUCACACCGAGGUAUUCUUGAACAAAUUAAUUAGUAAAAUAACCGAGGCAUUACCACUGCGUGAAGGUUCAGAAAUAUACAAAGUAUGGACGUCACCUAUACAUUUAACUUUUACGUGUCAUUUCUUCAAUGUUACCAAUCCCGAUGAAGUGAUGAGUGGAAGUAAUCCAUAUUUCAAUGAAGUUGGUCCAUUUACUUACGAUGAAAUACUCGAGAAACAAAUUAUAGACGUGGACGAUACGAUGGAUGAAAUUACAUAUACAACAAAGUCUACGUACAGUUUUAACAAAGACUUGAGUGUGAAAUUAUCUAAACAUGACAAAGUCACUAUAUUAAAUCCUGCAUACAUUGGUACCAUAUCGAUGGCAAGUAUAAUUGCACAUGAAGAUGAAAGCUCUAUAACUCGUUUUUUAGAAAUCUUCUCUUUUAAUUUUAAAAAUAAUUUCUUACUCUCUGGCUUACCUCCUGAAUUUAUGGAAAAAUAUGGUAAUAACAUACCGAAACUAUUUCCAAACCGUAGUACCAUUUUUCUAAAAGCUAAUCCUAACGAUCUGCUUUUCAAUGGAAUUAAAGUUUCGUGCAAUUUAAGAAAAUUCCCUGAAUUGGAUCUGAUAUGCAAAACAUUGGGCAGUAAUCCGCCACUUGUGUUGAGAGAAACCGACAAGCAAGAUGUUUAUCUACUCAGUAUCUUUCAGAGGGUACAAAUUGUUUGCAACAAGAAAACAUGCAGCAUAUUUUUUUUCCAACAUUCUCUACUUCCAAAUUUAGACAGUAAUGUCAACGAACGCAGGAAUUAUUCAGAUAUUUUCGUAACAGCUAACAAAAUGUUUCAUGUUUCUAAGGUGAACUCUACUUUUCGCGGGCCAUUUUCUGUUAACAGAGGUGUUAAUGAUAUAACGAGAUUAGGAGAUAUAACAUCUUAUAUGGGAAAAAGAAUACAAACAAUGUGGAACUCUGAAGAUUGUAAUACAGUAAGAGGAACUGACUCAAUCAUUUGGGCACCAUUAAUAAAACCAUUGCCUUUUGUUUCAACGUUUAUACCAGAUUUAUGCAGAACUAUCGAAGCGGAUUAUAAAGAUGAAGUUUCGAAAUAUCUUCCUUUAAUUCGAGAUUUAAUAUUAUUACAGAAACUGCCGGUAAUCUUAUCAGAGCCACACUUUUUACACGGUGACCCACAGCUGUUAAAGUAUGCACGUGGUUUAAAUCCUGAUGAAAGGCUGCAUGAAACUUACAUCAUUAUCGAACCAUAUACUGGAACGCCUCUUUCUGGGCAGAAAAGAACACAAAUAAAUCUAUAUUUGGAAAAACAGCCAGUAGAGUUGCUUUCAAAUGUCAGCGAGGGAUAUUUUCCGCUUAUGUGGUGCGAAAAUGUAAGAUCCUUCAAGACAGUUCCUAUCAUUUUAUCUUGUUUACUAAACAUAUGAUUUCACUUACGAAAUGCAAUUGAUUAAAAUAAUGCGGUUCAAUUCUUAAGGCACAUCGUUCAUUAUGAAUAUUAUACUUAUAUUAUAUUAUAUUUAUUAUGAAUAGCGAAUGUGAUAGAUUUUUCGAUUUCAAAGUUGGCAGCAGAGUAUUUCGCGAAUGAUAAUAAGAAAAGAACUUUACUGAAAAUUGAGUUUAUUAUGUUAUGUAUGUGUUUGUCCGUUUUCUUUAAAAAUGAAAGUAUAAUAAACAAGAGUAAAAAUAUCUUAGAAUCUUAGAGGCCGAAAAAUUAAUUAUCCUCAACGGGUUCAUAGUUGUGAUUGAUACUUGUUCAAUCAUUAUAUUGUGCAAUAAAAUAAAGUAAUAUUGAAUUAACAUUUAUUCAACAGUAGGCAGGGAAUUUAAUUUCAUAGCAACGAAGCUGAUUUGAUUUAAUAUAUUUUAUUCACUUUUCAUUCUUAAGAAAGUCUGAUAUUUCGUUGUCAUUGGAAAAUUCUGACAAAGAAAUCGAAUAACAUUAUACAUUUCUACAAACAGAUGUUAAUUUAUGAAUACAAUCUUUCAUUACAUCAUGGUCCAGAUCACAUCAAAAUGUACAAAAUAUAAUCACAAUUUUUCUCAGAUAUCGAUAGACGAACUAAUUAUCUAACAAAUAUUUUACAGGGAAAUACGCCAACGUUGGCGAUUAUAGGAUUCACAUAUCAAACGCUUCGUCUAAUAAAAAUUUUUCGGUAUAUAAACAUAAUUCCUUUGAUGAUUGGAAUUCAUUUGACUUUCGUCGCUGUAAUGUAUUGUAAUUGUACAAAACGCAAAACACAACCAACAUUUGCAGAGUCGUUACUAAUAU